Molecule: messenger RNA, 4263 nt
Organism: Habropoda laboriosa
Lineage: Eukaryota; Metazoa; Arthropoda; Insecta; Hymenoptera; Apidae
Gene: qin
Product: RING finger protein 17-like
Exons: 22
Coding region: 1-4263 (1420 amino acids)
Source: RefSeq, a predicted model, not a curated record
AUGAUAGCUGCACAUUCGACGGAAAUACACAACACCGACAGUAUAGAAGCGCGUGUCACAGAGCACUUCACCUACUUACACGGUAUUCUUCAGAAUUUGGAAAGAAAAAUUCUAGAUUCGUUGCAGGAGCAUCGAAGCUCGCACAUGAAGAACAUAGACGACGUUUUCACUCAACUGAAAGAACAUGAGUAUCAGUUGCAGACUGCACGCGUGGUAAUAACAUCUAUCUCGGAGAAUCUCGACAAGAUAAACCUUCAGCAGGUGAUGCCGAAAUUGAAGAAGUUGAUUGACAUUCCUUGCCAUGUAGUAUUAAAUUCCACUCCAGACAACGAAGAAAUCAGAUUCAACGUAGACCUGAAUAUUAUCGAAGCCAUUGAAAAGCACUGCAACAUACACAUACCCAAAACGUCAAACUUUAGCUUGCAACCAACAGAAUUGCUGCCGGACGAUUACGAGAUCGAGCCGCUGAUUAAGGAGAACAUUCCAAAAUCUAACGUCAUAUCUAGAGAGAUGAUAAAUUCCUCGUUGACUUUGGUGUCUCUUCCUCCCACAAAGACUGACAAUUUUCUCUGCAUUGGAUCUUCAAAGAUGGUCCGUGUCAGCCACGUCGUAGAUCCCUCUUGCUUUUAUGUUCAAUUGGUACAAAAUCAACAGAAAAUAUUAGAGCUUAGCAAAAACCUGACAUUACUAGCCAAUAGCUCAAGCAUUAUACCAACCGAAAUCACUUUCAAUGCACUGUAUGUCGUGAAAUACUCCAAAGACAAUGCUUGGUACCGAGGACGCGUUACAAGCGAAAACAUAAAUUUGAAUAGGGACGUAACAUACAACGUGGUGUUCAUUGAUUACGGGAUGAAAGAGGAGGACGUACCAUUAACAAGAAUAAGAAAUAUUGUCCCGCAAUUUGCGAUGUUACCAGUGAUGGCCCUUAGAUGUACAUUGUACGACAUCGUCCCGAAAAAAACUCAGUGGCAACCCGAGGCUAUUGAAGCUUUUAAGAAACUGAUUUGCAUAAACGCGAUGGUUUCGAUAUGCAUCAUGAUGAUAACCGGCGAUACCUAUUACGUGGAUCUAUGCGUGAUAUCUUCGAAAGACUCGGGUUUAAUAUCCGUGAAAGAGUCGUUAACGUACAUGAAAUACGCAACUUGCAUUUCGACGAACAAAUUAAAGAGAACGAAUCCUGAUUCGAUGAGGAAGUAUUACAAGGAACAGUUGGACAUUAAAGAUGAAACGGCCGUUCAAAUUCUGUUCGUGGAAUCUCCUAGUUCCAUAUACGUUCAAAAAAGGCACGCAAAUAGAUCGCAUUUCACAAAAAUGACACUUCAGAUGACGGAAGAAUACGAGCAGAACUUGUAUUCUACUGAAUUGAUUCCUAUUCCGUACAAACACUUACCAUGCGCUGCACGAGGUGUAGAUGGAUUAUGGCACAGAGGCAUAAUAGACGGAGUCACAGAAAAUAAUAUAAAGGUUUUCUACGUAGAUCUUGGAUACACAUUAAUGUUAAAUUAUGAUGCUGCACGCGUUUUAUCUCCAAAGUAUAUGAGUUACAGAGCUCAAGCGAUAAAGGUUUCGUUAAAAAAUAUAAAGCCACAUACUGGUUACGAGAACCAGUGGGAUCCAGAAGCGAAACAGUUUUUAAAGAAAUUUCUGCUGAAAACGAAAAAUUUUAAAGUUGUAGCUUUUGAUAUAAUCGGAGAAACGUAUAACGUUAGUAUGUAUACGUACGAUGAAAUUGACGUGGGUAAUUUAUUAAUAUCUUAUGGUUUCGCAUUGACCAAAAUUGGUCCAGGUUCCUACGACGGAAACACCAACAAGAAAUCCGGUAAGAGGAAAAAUAAAUUUAAAAAGAAUAUUAGCAGUACUCACUUCAGUGGUGAACUUUACGAUGAUCCAGUAAUCUCGAACAUGAAGAAAAAAAGUAUAGAGGAAAGUGAAGAUCCUUUCAAGAUAUGCGUUUUGAUACAUCAAGUCCGCUCUCCAGACUGUAUUUACGUCUCUGACGUAACGUGUCAAACUAAUAUGAAACAAAUGACACAACAAAUGCAAGAUUUUUAUAGCAAGUACUAUUCAGCGAAAAAGAAUAUUUGGAGCCAAAAUGACACCUGUGCAGUUUAUUCUGCGAAAAACGACAUGUAUUAUCGUGGACACAUUGUCGACAUUAAAUCCCCAGAUAAAGUAAUUGUAUUCCUAUACGACAUCGGAGUCGAAGAAACUGUAACAAUGAAUGACAUACAGGCAUUGUGUUCUACAUUUUUCAAAAUACCGAAAUACGUAUUUAAAAUCAAACUGAGUGGUAUACUGCCGUGCGGGGGGACCACGACAUGGCCAACGUUAUCUUGCGAGAAGUUGCAUGAAAUUAUAAACAACAAUCACGGUAGCAAAUUUUACAUAUCUAAACUGGAAGAAGAACAAAUUGAAGAUUCUACAAUACAGGUUGAAUUAUGGCUUAAACAAGUAAAAAUGGACGGACCGUUAGACCCGACGAGGCACGAAAUUAACUCUGUCAAUAGAAUAUUAGUUGAAAAAGGUGUUGCUUUGCCUAUAAAAGAAUAUUCAAAGAAACGGGAUCGAAUUCUGGCUAUUGAAUUGAAACGACAAUUAGCGAAGAGAUUGGAAUUGUUAGCAAAAUGCGAACCGAACGUGAAAUGGUUUCAAAUUAACACCAAUCUAGAAGAUUCCGUAUUACCAUUAAACUCUGAAGCCGGUGGCCAAGAUUACAAUAUGGAGGAAGAGAUUCUAGAAAACAUUCCAUCGAUUGGACAAUUGUCAACUUGGUUACCAGCAAAGCCCAUAAUAAAGGAUGCAUUUAUUGCCAUACCAACAUUUUUGGAUGAUAAUUGUUUCUUAUAUCUCCAUUCCAAAAACGAAGGUGCCGAAACAUUGCAACACAUAGAAACAAACCUACAAAAAUUAUAUAAUAAUUCUCCCAUUGAAUCAUGCAACACCGUUUGGAUUGAAGGAGAUAUAUGCAUUGCACAAUAUCAUACCAAUAAGAAAUGGUAUCGGGGAAAAGUAAUGAAAAUUCAAGAAAACGAUAUAAUCGAUGUGGAAUUUGUAGACUACGGGAACGUCGAAAAGUGUUUAAGUGGAACCUUAAAAAAAAAAAUUGCUUUGCAGGAUAUUCCAAUUCAAUGUACAAAAUGUUUAAUCUACGGUUUAAAUUCGGGAAAUGAGAAUGGAGUAUGGAUAACAGAAGACUUAGAUAAAAUACAUGGUCUUUUAGUAGAUCACGAAUGUGAAGUGACGGUCAUAGAUAGGACUAAAACACAUCUUAUUAUUUCUUUAAGGAUAUUACCAAAUAAAUACUGCAGACAGAAAAGCGAUUUAAUUACAUUUCUUAUUGACGAAUGGAAAAUGAAUAUUAAUCCUACUAUGGACACUACCAUAUCAGAAAACAGUUUAUCUUCAACGGUAACGCCAGAUGUUGUAGAAAACAUAAGAUCGUUCUAUUCAGACGACAAGAGAGUGACGGAUGAUGUUGUCAGUGGACAUUCUAUACUAUCACAUAUUGAUGCUGUAAAUAAAGAUGAAAGUUAUAGUACAACUGAUAUUGAGAACCUAUCGUGGAUUAAUGUAAAGGACGAAGCAGUUACUUCGACCCCUCACGUUGUUUCUGAAGAAAAUCUUUCAAUAAAGUAUAAGCUGGCAAAUAUACCAGAAGAUGUAGACUACAUUGAAAUAGAAUUGUGUUGCAGUAUUAGUCCAACUGAGUUUUAUGCUCAUUUAAAAGAAAAUAUACACUCAAUGGAUUUGCAUAUGAAUUAUACACAGUAUGAACAUUUAAUGAAGGAUUUACAAGAAAAUGCAUACAAACAAUCAUUGAUUACAAACCUUAAUCCCAAUACCCCAUGUUGUGCAAAAUUCAAUGAUAACCUUUGGUAUCGUUGUCUAAUAGUAGAAUCUGAACCGAUUAAAGAUUCAGAUGAUAUUGAAAUUAAAUUAUUUUACGUGGAUUACGGUAAUGAUGAAUAUAGAACAGUAAAUUCUCAGCAGUGUGAAUUAUAUACCUUAAAAAAGGAAUGGAUAGAUAUACCAACUAUGGCAAUGAAGUGUAAAUUAUGGAAUAUAAAAGUUUCCUCUACGGUAGAUUACAAUACAUUAUUGCCUUAUUUAGAAAAAAUGUACGAUAAAUGCGUUAUAGCUAUAGUCAAAGACACAAACGAAGAAUUUUUGAGCAUUGAAUUAUACAAUGAAAAAGAGUGUAAAACUCUUAUGUAUAAUGCACUUAUUGAGAAAGGUUUAUUUCAAACAGAAUUAACAGACUGA